This is a messenger RNA of Drosophila biarmipes, 504 nucleotides long. RefSeq lists its product as uncharacterized. The record is from RefSeq and is a predicted model, not a curated record. The coding region runs from base 1 to 504 and encodes 167 amino acids. The transcript has 4 exons. Lineage: Eukaryota; Metazoa; Arthropoda; Insecta; Diptera; Drosophilidae.
AUGUGUCCAAAUCUAAACAGUCUUAUUGCUUCAAAAUUGGAGUUCACCAACAUCGAGUGCGUUGCCGAGGAUACACUCUUUUGCGCGAUUGAAUACUGCUACAUAAAACCCAUAAAUCGAACUUAUAAAUACAUUUCCUUUAAAGCGAAAUUAUUCAAAACUCCAGUGACCAAAAUAAAGCUAAACUUUGCGCUGUACAAAAGGUUGAACGGUUACCUGCCGUUCCUUUACAAUAUAACAUUGGAUUCGUGUCGUUUUCUGAAUAACACCAGUUCCCAGCCGAUUGCUAAGUUCUUUUAUGAACUUUUAAGGUCCCACUCCAACAUGAAUCAUUCGUGCCCCUACAACCACGAUCUUAUCCUUGAUAAGUUAUCCGCCGGCUUUUUGAAUUUCCAAUUUACUGAAGUUCUGCCUUUUCCUGAAGGAAAAUAUAUGUUGAAAACUCGUUGGUACGCCUACGAUAUUUUGCGAGCUAGCAUAAAUUUUUAUGGAACUAUUUCUUGA